AUGUCACCCAAGUGGAAGGCAGCCUACCCAGACUUGAUCAAUCUUCCAACUGAUGCUAUUUCCAUGCUUAGAGCCAUUCCCAGCGGAUCAGAUGUGCAACCAGUCAACCAAUCUCUUCUAGUAACCUCCCAGCUCAGACCUCAUCAACAACAGGGCCUUGGAUUUUUACUUGAUCGAGAGGAUCCGCACAAUGCAGCAUUCAACUCCUUUUGGCACUCCAAAAAGAGCGCAGAAUUCACUAUCUGGACAAACCUGCUCUGCGGCGAGUCAUUCAUUGCCACUGAUCAACAACCAGUUCCAACCAGUCCUCGAGCUUCAAUUCUGGCUGAUGACAUGGGGCUUGGAAAAUCAAUUCAGACUAUAGCACUGAUUGCACAUACUCUCCAAGCAGCAUUCAGUUACGAGACGAAUUAUCAAAGAGAAAGCCCCGAAAGUCAACUUAGAGGUUCACAUACCACUUUACUCAUCUGUCUCAAGGGGCUUAUGGACAAUUGGGAACGUGAAAUCAAGCUUCAUACAAGACAACCGGGACUCAAGGUUAUGCGCUGGCAUGAUACAAAUAGAACCAGCCGUGCACCAGAAGAAUGGUAUUCAGCAGACAUCAUCUUGACAACAUUAGGUACUCUUAAAAAUGACCAACUUGAUAGUCUUACAUAUGCAACCAAGUGGUACCGUGUGGUAAUUGACGAAGCACAUAUUAUCCGAAAUGACAAUUUUUCCAGCAGAUGUGUCACUGCAUUGAAAGCUGUCAAUAGAUUGUGUCUGACAGGAACACCACUGCACAACAAACUAGGCAACCUUCAGAUGAUGCUGAGGUUUUUACACGUGACCCCUUUCUACAAGGAUUCGGUUUGGGAUACACACAUUGCUCAACCGGUUCAGCGUGGAAAUUUGGCCCCAGUUUCUAGACUUUUGCAAUACAUUAUGCUUAGGAGGACCAAGGACAGUCACAUAUUUGAUUUACCACCCAUUAAUCACACCACUAUUAUUUUAGAUAUGCAUAAGGAGGUUAAGGAUGUUUAUCAAACUCUAUAUCAGAAUUUCUUACGGCAGUUUGGAGUUGAAAGGAAGCAGAAAUUUCAAGGUGGUGAAUUUUUCAAACAACUCACCAAUCUCAGGAUGACUUGCAACCACCCUCUUUUAUUCAGGCAAAUUGAACAGGGUGUUGAUGCAGAAAAUCAACCCAUUAAUCUCAUUGAGCAAAAACUGGGUAUAAAAUUACCGGAUGAAAGAAUUCAUAACAGCAAGGUAAGAGAUGCUAUUCCAACGGACUGGAAGCUUAGCCCAAAGAUUGCAUACUUGGUUCACAUGCUUCAGAAGAAAAAAUCACAUGGUGGUGGGAAGAGUGUUAUAUACACUCAGUGGAAGAGCUUUAUUGAUUGGAUCAUCAUGGCUUUUGACAACUCUGGCAUCACAUACCGUCAGCUGCAUGGGGACCAGUCCACCUUUGAGCGUACUUCUCAACUCAAUUCUUUCACCAAGGACCCAAAUGUUGAAGCAUUUGUCGUAUCAAUAGAGGCUGGUGGGGUAGGUUUGAACAUGACAUGUGCGGACGAGGUCUAUUUGAUGGAUGCACAUUGGAACCCUCAGGUAGUGCAACAAGCUGUGGACCGCCUUCACCGAAUUGGUCAGGCCAAGCCUGUCAGAGUAUUUCAUGUAGUUACUGGACAGUCAAUUGAGCAGCAUCUUUACAAUGUUCAGAAGAGAAAAGCUGCCCUGGCAAAGAGAGUGAUUACAUUAACUGUCCCUACAGAGGAAUUGGAGAAGGCUGAAGCACUGCGUGUGGAGGAGUUUCCAACAGGGGAUGUAUCAGAUUUGGGAGAUCCCAAUCAAUGCUACCGCAAUUAA
This is a messenger RNA of Melampsora larici-populina 98AG31, 1848 nucleotides long. RefSeq lists its product as uncharacterized. The coding region runs from base 1 to 1848 and encodes 615 amino acids. Gene Ontology annotation, molecular function: ATP binding; ATP-dependent chromatin remodeler activity. The record is from RefSeq and is a predicted model, not a curated record. The transcript is spliced from 5 exons. NCBI's taxonomy places the organism in Eukaryota, Fungi, Basidiomycota, Pucciniomycetes, Pucciniales, Melampsoraceae.